AUGAGGGAAAUUCUUCACAUUCAAGCAGGGCAAUGCGGGAACCAAAUUGGGGGAAAAUUUUGGGAAGUGGUUUGCAACGAGCACGGGAUCGAUACUUUAGGAAAUUACGUAGGGGAUUCAGGAGUGCUGCUUGAGAGAGUGAAUGUGUAUUUCAACGAAGCUAGCGGCGGAAGAUACGUACCUCGAGCUGUGCUGAUGGAUCUGGAACCUGGAACGAUGGACAGCCUCCGGACGGGGCCGUACGGGAAGAUAUUCCGGCCGGACAACUUCGUGUUCGGGCAGAGCGGCGCCGGCAACAAUUGGGCGAAAGGGCACUACACUGAGGGAGCGGAAUUGAUCGAUUCGGUGCUGGAUGUUGUUCGGAAGGAAGCGGAGAAUUGCGAUUGCCUGCAAGGGUUUCAAAUCUGCCACUCGCUGGGGGGAGGGACGGGGUCGGGGAUGGGGACGCUGCUGAUAUCGAAGAUAAGGGAAGAGUACCCGGACAGAAUGAUGCUGACGUUCUCGGUGUUCCCGUCGCCGAAGGUGUCGGACACGGUGGUGGAGCCGUACAACGCGACGCUGUCGGUGCACCAGUUGGUGGAAAACGCCGAUGAGUGUAUGGUCCUUGAUAAUGAGGCUCUUUACGACAUUUGCUUCCGCACCCUCAAGCUCACCAAUCCUAGCUUUGGCGAUCUGAAUCACUUGAUAUCGACGACGAUGAGCGGCGUGACGUGCUGCCUCCGAUUCCCGGGGCAGCUAAAUUCCGACCUCCGGAAACUAGCCGUUAACCUGAUCCCUUUUCCGCGCCUCCAUUUCUUCAUGGUCGGUUUCGCGCCGCUGACGUCGCGUGGAUCUCAGCAAUACCGGGCGCUGACGAUCCCGGAGCUGACUCAGCAAAUGUGGGACGCCAAGAACAUGAUGUGCGCCGCCGACCCCCGCCACGGCCGCUACCUGACGGCGUCGGCGAUGUUCCGGGGGAAGAUGAGCACCAAGGAGGUCGACGAGCAGAUGAUCAAUGUCCAGAACAAGAACUCGUCCUACUUCGUCGAGUGGAUCCCGAAUAAUGUCAAGUCGAGCGUCUGCGACGUGCCGCCCACGGGGCUGCCGAUGUCGUCGACGUUCGUCGGGAACUCGACGUCGAUCCAGGAGAUGUUCCGGCGGGUGUCGGAGCAGUUCACGGUGAUGUUCCGGCGAAAGGCGUUCUUGCAUUGGUACACGGCGGAAGGGAUGGACGAGAUGGAGUUUACGGAGGCCGAGAGCAAUAUGAACGACUUGGUUUCCGAGUACCAGCAGUACCAGGAUGCCACCGCCGAUGACGACGAUGACGGCCGGUACGAGGACGAGGACGAGGAAGAAGAAGUGAAUCCUUAAAUUGGAUGAUUCGUCGUAUUUUAUCUUAUCUUAUUUUAUUUUAUUUCAUCGGUUAUUUAUUUAUAUAUAUACUAUAAUUUUUAUCUCAAAUCAUGAUAUCCAUGAAUGUGUGAAGAAGCUCUUGAUUCUAUUAUAUUAUGGAUUAUUGUGUCCUUAUUUAAUUUUAUUGUAUAUGAAAUAUUGUUACAACAUACUACAGUAUAUGAUUAUAUGAUUUCUUACAAAUGUUAUUAUGGUUU
Andrographis paniculata is the source of this 1589-nucleotide messenger RNA. Its product is annotated as tubulin beta-1 chain-like. Bases 1 to 1350 code for a protein of 449 amino acids. The record is from RefSeq and is a predicted model, not a curated record. Gene Ontology annotation, biological process: mitotic cell cycle; microtubule cytoskeleton organization. The transcript has 3 exons. Gene Ontology annotation, molecular function: GTP binding; structural constituent of cytoskeleton; GTPase activity. Lineage: Eukaryota; Viridiplantae; Streptophyta; Magnoliopsida; Lamiales; Acanthaceae. Gene Ontology annotation, cellular component: cytoplasm; microtubule.